Molecule: messenger RNA, 6632 nt
Organism: Physeter macrocephalus (sperm whale)
Lineage: Eukaryota; Metazoa; Chordata; Mammalia; Artiodactyla; Physeteridae
Gene: TYSND1
Product: trypsin like peroxisomal matrix peptidase 1
Exons: 4
Coding region: 1169-2875 (568 amino acids)
Biological process (GO): regulation of fatty acid beta-oxidation; protein processing
Cellular component (GO): peroxisome
Molecular function (GO): serine-type endopeptidase activity
Source: RefSeq, a predicted model, not a curated record
UUACAGAAAAAGUGACCCCUGAUCUAGAUAAAUCCUGGGUGAUGGUUAUAAAUCAUUAUAUGAAAUGUGCAUACUGCAAACUAUAGGGUUGUGUAAUUUAAAAUUUUGACUUCAGCUACUGUUUAUCAUAGUUUUAAAAGGCAAUUUUUGGAGCAAAUCCAGUUUCCAUGAGAUAUGUAGGGUGUGGCUUUGGCAUCAGAAGACCGGAGGUGUAAUCUUACGAGCUCCAUUAUCCCCCCUAGUGGAUUACUGUACAGUUUACUUACAAAGUUUCAAAAUACUGAACAGCUUUUCUUAAAUUAUUAUUAAUUAAUUAAUUAAUUAUUGGCUGUGUUGGGUCUGUUGCUGCACACGGGCUUUCUCUAGAUGUGGCGAGCGGGGGGCUAACUCUUCGUUGCGGUGUGCGGGCUUCUCAUUGCGGUGGCUUCUCUUGUUGCGCAGCACGGGCUCUAGGCGAGCGGGCUCAGUAGUUGUGGCACGUGGGCUCAGUAGUUGUGGCUCGCAGGCUCCAGAGCGCAGGCUCAGUAGUUGUGGUGCACAGGCAUAGUUGCUCCACGGCAUGUGGGAUCUUCCCGGAGCAGGGCUCUAACACCUGUCCCCUGCAUUGGCAGGCAGAUUCUUAACCUCUGUGACACCAGGGAAGUCCCUUGAACGGCUUCUUUGCCCGUCUUAUCCCAGGGAUCAGAGGUCGGAUGUCUCCUACACCUGGGCAGAUACUGACAGGUCCUGUCAAGGCCUGGGCAAGUCUAGCCACCUCAGGGCGCAUUUCUGCUCCCUUUCCUGCAGCUCAGCGAACAGAGACGAGACUAGGCUCCGAGGGACCAGCACGCCCCUAUCUCCCAGUAAAGCCACAUUCCUGUCACUCUCCCGGGGCUCGUCCUCCGGUCCCGCUUAGCCCUCAACGUCGCACAGCUGACCUGAACCAUCUAGGGCGCGGAAAGGCGGGGUCAGCCUCAGCAGCCAAUCGGGGCUCGGCCCCUAGCCCAGCCAAUCGGGCCGGGCCAGUUGGGGCUUAGCCAAUCCGGCCGGAAGAGGAAGAGCUGGGAUAGUGUCUGCGCUUCUCGCUGCCAGCUUUGGGUGGCCCUACGUGGGGCCAGCUGGUGUCGGCCGCGGUCCUUGCUCGCUCGCUUGUUUCCCGGGAAGCCCCUGGUGUGCCGUCCCCGAGGCCAUGGGGCGGCAGUGGGGGCCAGCCAUGAGGGCGGCCGAGCAGGCGGGCUGCGUGGUGAGCGCCACCCGGGCCGGGCAGCCCGAGGCGGGCUCGUGGAGCUGCAGCGGGGUGAUCCUGAGCCGCCGCCUGGGCCUGGUGCUGUGCCACGGGGGCAUCUUCACCCCAUUCCUGAGGGCCGGCAGCGGGGCGCUGACCGCGGCCGGCGCCGCCUUCCUGCCAGGCGACAGUUGCGGCGACGACCUGCGCCUGCACGUGCAGUGGGGCCCAACGGCCGCGAGUCCGGCAGGCCGCGCGGAGCGGGGUCGCCCGGGGCUGUGCACGCCCCAGUGUGCCGGCCUAGAGCCCGGCCCGCCCGCCCGGUUCCGCGGGUGGCCGCUGCAGCCCCCCCGCCCCGCCGAGCUGCUGCUGCUGUUGAGCUGCCCGGCCUUCCGGGACCACUUCGCGCGCCUCUUCGGCGGCGAGGCGGCCAAGCAGUGGAGCUUCGCGAGCGCCGCACCGGACGACGAGAUGUCGGAGGAGGAGGAGGAAGACCAGCUGAGAGCGCUGGGCUGGUUCGCUCUGCUGCGCGUGCGGCCGGACCCGGAGAAGGAGGCGGAGGCGGAGGAGCGCGGGCCGGUAUUGGCCGUGGCGCCUCUCGGGGCUGUGCCCAAGGGUGAGCCGCUACUGGCCUGCGGCUCCCCGUUCGGGGCCUUCUGCCCCGACAUCUUUCUCAACACGCUCAGCUGCGGCGUGCUCAGCAACUCGGCCGGCCCGCUGCUGCUCACCGACGCGCGCUGCCUGCCAGGCACCGAGGGUGGCGGCGUGUUCGAGGCGCGGCCCGCGGGGGCGCUGGUGGCGCUGGUGGCGGCGCCCCUGUGCUGGAAGGCCCGCGAGUGGGUGGGCCUCACGCUGCUCUGCGCCGCCGCCCCUCUCCUCUGCGCCGCCCGAGCGGCCCUCUGCCGCCUGCACCCCGGCGCCGCCGCCCUGGCCGCCUUCCUACCGCAUGAGAUGGGCGCCCCGUGGGGCCUGCCCCUCCGAGACCCCGGACCUCCCUGGGCAGCUGCGGCCGUGCUGGUGGAGUGCGGUUCCGUUUGGGGCUCCGGAGUGGCCGUGGCACCCCGCCUCGUGGUGACCUGCCGGCAUGUGGCCCCUCGGGAGGCAGCCAAGGUCCUGGUGCGCUCCACCACCCCCAAGAGCGCCGUAAUCUGGGGACAUGUGGUAUUUGCCACCCAGGAGACAUCCCCCUAUGAUAUAGCAGUGGUGAGCCUGGAGGAGGACCUAGAUGGUGUCCCUGUACCUGUGCCCGCUGAGCAUUUCCAUGAAGGCGAGGCUGUCAGUGUGGUGGGCUUCGGUGUCUUUGGCCAGGCCUGCGGGCCCUCGAUGACCUCAGGCAUCCUGUCAGCUGUGGUGCAGGUGGAUGACACACCAGUGAUGCUUCAGACCACGUGUGCUGUGCAUGGUGGCUCCAGUGGGGGACCUCUCUUCUCCACCUGCUCCGGGGACCUCCUGGGCAUCGUCGCCAGCAACACCCGGGACAAUAACACGGGGGCCACCUACCCCCACCUGAACUUCAGCAUUCCCAUCACGGUGCUCCAGCCGGCCCUGCAGCGGUACAGCCAGGCAGGUGACCUGGGCGGCCUCCGCCAGCUGGACCGCGCCCCUGAGCCAGUGAGGGUGGUGUGGCGGCUGCAGCGACCCCUGGCAGAGGCCCCACGGAGCAAGCUCUGAAGCUGUGGCACCCUUCUGGAGAGAACAGCACCCAUCUGAUGCCAUGGGGAGUGCUGAGGCUGGUGGCCUGAGGACCCUGACAUGGCACACCCCAGCCAGGCUGCAUCUCCAUCACCACCCACCUUGCUCAGCUCUGGAGUCUGGACCAGACUUCUCUUUAGCCCCCACGGAUCUCUUACCAGGCAGCCCGUUUGGGGGUGCUUUCUCGAGCCGCCACCUCUCUCUGCCCCCGACACUAGGCUCAGCUCUGUACUUUUCCCUUCUGGGGAGCCCAGUACAACCAUACAACAGACAGAUCUGGUCCUGACAGACAGAUGUUGGCUGGAAGGCAGGCCCAGCCACGGUUCCCUGUCUCCUGACGGUCACUGGCCGCCUGCAGCAGGGGCUUCCCUGGGGCCUGGGCUCCUCUCUGCUCUCGGUCAGAAUGGGGCUGACAGAGUCCUGGGGCUUCCUCAAAAAACCUCAGCAGAGAGGCCCUGCUCUGAAGACCGGAGGCGGAAGGGAAAGAGCAUCUUCCUGUUCUGCUGGACCAGCAGUGGCGUCCCCGAAAGCCAGGACUCCCGGCUCUUCAUAUGUCAGGUGCCUUGACCUACAGAGCCACGCUGACACAGUGCCUUAAUUUUCCGGCCCUUAAAGUGGCUCUCAGGGGUCGGGGGUCGGGACAUGGGGGAGGGGUAGAAUGUGUCUGGUUGGGGUUUGGGAAUAAACAGGACCUACGAGGGACAGGACCUACUUCUAUAUAUCAGCUUCUUUUUUUUCCUUCUUUGUUUUGAGAGUUGAAUGGGGAAUAGGAAAGCACCAGGCACAGAAAUAUACCUUUCCGUCCUGCUUUCUCAGGGGGGUUUGAUCUCACGGGACACUCUUGCGCCAGACUAGUCCUGGUAGCUGGUUGUGGUGCCAGUUAGCACUGGGUAGGGUUUGCAGAUCCCAGAUGGUGGUGGCCUUGGCCUGGCAGCAACUGUUUACAGGCUGCCCGGAUGGGCCCAGGCCUGUGCCAGGUCCUGGGAUGGAUGGAAGUUGGGGAGUUCAAAGGUGAACGAGGCCAAGGCAGGCCCUAGGAGCUAAGACCAACCCUGGGAGUCAGGAACAUGCGCUGUGUGCCCAAGGCCUUGCCUGUGCAGGCCGUCAAGAAAUGAUAGUUAAAUCACUGACAGGUUGAAUGCCAUUUGGGAAUGACUGGGGGAGAGGGGGCUAAUCUAAGCAGAGAGAAUUGCUGUGAGUACUUUGUUUCUAACAUCUGUUUGCUGAGCGCCAACUCUGGGCAACCACAGAGCACCCCUAAGACAGUUCUCCUCUGUGUGGAUUAGGAAUGGAGCCAGAGGGCAAAGUUAGCUUGAGAGAAAUCCUGUAGUAAAUUUAUGGAGGUGGGGAGGGAGAGCCGAGUUUUGACUUGGCUGCAGGUGGGAAGGGGAGGAUUUAUUCCAGCAUGUGUGGGUACCAAGGAGCUCAGGCUAUUCUGGGGAGACUGGUGUGUCACCCCGUUAGUGGAAUGAGCAGGGCGUCUCUGUCCUGUCCAGGUGGAAGACCAUGUCCAGGGGCCCAGAGCAGGGAGGAUCAGGCAAGGAUUCAUCCAGCUGAACCCUGAGGGGAGAGUAGGUGUUUACCAGAUGGAAACAGGAAACAGGGAGGGUGUCCAGACUGAGGGCAUUGGGAGCUGGGACAAGGAAGUGUGAAACUACAUGUGUGUCUGGCCAUGCUAAGUGGAGAAGAGAUUGGAAUGGAGCCUGGGGAACCAGUGACAAUGGCCCUGGUGACGGGGAAGAUGGCCAAAGCAGGCCUGGUGGGCAUAGAGAUCAAGCAUGACCCAGGAGGUUGACCUGACUGGAUGUGGGGCAAUGCAGAGAGAGAGAAGGGUCAAAUGGUGCUGGGUCUCUAGCCAGGGUAGUGAUGAGUGGCUGACAAGUUUAGGGACGAGAUGCUUCCUUGGGUGUCUGUGGGAUCUCAAGUAGAGAGGCACAGCAGGCUGUUAAGUGGAUGAGUUAGGAUAACGCAAUAAAAGGUCCCCUCUCCCCCAUCUCAGUGGCUUAAGACGAUAGAAGUUUGUUUAUUGCUCAUGUAAAGUCCAAAGUCAUGCACCCGACCAGGAAGGGGAGGGUGGCUCCGGUGCAUUUGUGGUUGAGGGACUGAGCUCCUUCCUUCUUGCGGCUCUAUCACUGGGUCUGGGACCUCAGAUCCUCUGCCAGGUCUUCUGUACCUGGAUGGUGGAUGGGGGAAGAGAGAGAGGAGAAGAUACUCCUGCUUCUUUUUUAAAAAAUAAUUUUAGGGCUUCCCUGGUGGCGCAGUAGUUGAGAGUCCGCCUGCCGAUGCAGGGGACGCGGGUUCGUGCCCCGGUCCGGGAGGAUCCCACAUGCUGCGGAGCGGCUAGGCCCGUGAGCCAUGGCCACUGAGCCUGCACGUCCGGAGCCUCUGCUCCGCAACGGGAGAGGCCACAGCAGUGAGAGGCCCGCGUACCGCAAAAAAAAAAAAAAAAAAAGAUUUUAUUUUGAAGCAGUUUUAAACUUACAGAAAAGUAGCAAGAAUCCCCACAUGCCCUUCCCCCAGACACCCCGUACCAUUUGUGCCAUAUGCCGCAGUGAUGUUCUCUGUAACAGAGACCUCAUUUGGGAUCAUGAGUUCUACCCACUUGCCAUGGCUCUCUCCACUUCGACUUGGAGCAGCUCCUAAGGCUCUCCUUGAGUUUGAUGCCCUUGACCUUCCUGCAGAAAACAGGGCAGUCAUUUUGCAGAAUGUGACUUAGCUUGGGUUUGUCCACACUUCCUCAUGAUUAGAUUUGGGAUACACAUCUUUGGGAUAUAACAUUAGUGAUGUCUUAUCAUCGUGUUCUACUGGGUGGCGCAUGAUCUUUAUUUGUCCGAUUACAGAUGAUAACCUUGUUCAUUUGAGUAAGACGGUGCCUGCUAGGUUUCUCCACUGUAAAGUUCCUUUUUUUCUUUGUAAUUAAUAAGUAUUUGUGUGGCAGUAUUUGGGGACUAUGUAAAUAUCCCUAUCCCACUUUCAUCUACUAUGCUUAUCACCCACUGAUGUCCCUUGGCUGAAUAACUUUAAUGUUUGCCAAAUGGAAAUUUUUUAUUUUCAUUUUUCCUCCUACAUUUAUUCACUGGCUUUCUAUUGUAAGUAAAAGCUUUCCCUCCUCUCUGUUUAAUUAUAUCUGUGUGGAAUCAUGGAUUCAUAGUUUAUUCAAUGGAUUAUAAUCUACUGUUAUCAUUAUUUUGAUGCUCCAAUUGUCCAUAUUGGCCAGUGAGAGCUCCUUCAAACUAGCUUCUGUGUUCUUUUGACAUCUCCCCAUCAUUCUUUGAGCACUUCCUUCAAAACAAAAUGUUCUAGACUUACUUUACUUUCCCUGGAAUCAGCCACUUCUCCAGUGUCCUUUUUACUAGAGAACAGUAUUUAGAAGCAAAGAUCUAGGUACUAGGUGUGCUUCUUACUCUGAGGUGUUGCUGCUCCCAGGCCCUCCCGGUAGACAGACCUUACGUCUAUACUUAUUUCUAUCUCUAUAUGUUGCAAGCCAUGCCAUGCGUUAACACUGAUAGUUCCAAUUUGAUACCACAAGUUCAAUACCACAAGGUUCAUUCUAGCUCUCCCCUUUUCAUAUUGAUACCUCCCUCCUGUCAUUGAGAAACACGGCUGCCUUAUCCUCAAUAUAUUAACUUGUAUGCUCCAUCCCUUGCAUGUGGCUCAUCUUCUGACCCCAUCAGGCUGCCCCUGCCACUCUGCUCUGAUGCUGCUCUUAUACGGGUCACCAUUACUGCUCCGCACA